AGAGAGAGAGAGAGAAUAUGGCGGAUAGCGGAGCAGAAGAGAAGACGUUAGAGUUCACGCCGUCGUGGGUGGUGGCUCUAGUUUGCUUCAGUAUAGUUCUGAUUUCUCUUGCUGUCGAUAGAUUCCUGCUUUGCGCUGGCCAGCUUUUAAAGAAGUCCAGAUGGGAGCCGCUGUUCGGCGCCUUACGGAAGAUCAAAGAAGAGUUGAUGCUGCUGGGGUUCAUAUCGCUGCUCCUGGCGGUGUUCCAAACAAGAAUAGGGAAGAUUUGCAUAUCGGAGAGGCUUGCCAACGUGUGGCUUCCUUGCAAGAAGCUCGACUCGUCUUCCACCCCAGCCCGUUUCACUAAUUUCUUUCGGUCCAGUGAAGCACGAGGGCGCCGCCUCCUUGCUGAGGCUGCUGCUUCAACUGAUUUCUGCGGUGAAAAGGGGAAGGUGCCAUUGCUGACAGCUGAAGCACUCCAUCACCUGGACAUCUUCAUAUUUGUGCUAGCUACCUUCCACGUGAUUCUGUGUGUGUUCAAAAUAGUGCUUGGAUAUUGGAAGAUACAUCGAUGGGAAAAAUUGGCGCACCCUGAUGUCGGGAGCAAGCAUUAUCACGAACUGCAUGACAAAUUACUACAGAAGCAACCAGAAAACCGAGGUUGUCUCGCUUUAGGCAAUAAACCGAAAGCGUUUGGCUGGAUGUGUUCAUUUUUCAAGCAGUUUUAUCCUUCUGUGACUGAGUUCGAGUAUCGGGCGCUUCAUUUGAAUUUUAUGUCAUGCACUAAUUUCGAUGAAAUGCUUCAUACAAUAAUUUUUCCGUCUUCUUUACAGGCACGGCAUUUGGAUAAGCGGGGGGAAGCUUUUCGCAGCUUUGUACCUGGUGCCGUGAAAAAAGAUUUUGAGAAAAUUGUUGGAAUUAGUUGGUACUUGUGGAUAUUCGCAGUGAUCUUUUUGCUCGUGAAUGUGGCCGGAUGGAAUGCGUUCUUUUGGAUAUCUUUCAUCCCCUUGACACUUUUGCUUGUUGCCGGCACCAUACUGGAGCAUAUGAUAACACGACUCGCAGAAGAUGUUGCCAAAAAGCAUCCUGAAAAUGUAACCCGCCCUGAUUGCAAUGUUGUCGAAUUUCAAAGUCACUAUUUCUGGUUCCGUAACUCUCAAUUCGUCCUCAACUUGAUUCACAUCGUGCUAUUCGGGAACUCCUUGGAGCUUUCUUUCUUCUUCUUUAUAUUGUUCCAAUAUGAUUUUCACUCCUGCAUUAUGGGAAAGGUUGGUUUUGUCGUCCCAAGAAUAGCAAUAGGAGUGUUCGUGCAGUUCAUGUGCAUCUACAGAACAUUACCAUUAUACGCAAUUGUGAAAUCGCAGAUCCCUCCUCCGAAGGAGAAGCAAUCGGACAAACAGAACAAAAGUCAUCUUCUGAAGGAGAACCAAUCGGAAGAAUGUAAAGAAGAGCGUCUUGCUGAUCUUGAUAAAAUUAAGAUAGGGUUGAAGGAGAAUGAAAUGGACGAAGAGGAAGAAAUGUGGAUCGUGACCAAAAUUUCGAAGUGGAUCGAUAAAAGAAAGAACUCAAACAAGGUCGCUGCAAAAAAUGGAUCGACCCAAACGGAUUCGAGAGAGGGAUCGGUUGGAGUUGAGGCAACAGAAUCCGAUGACAGGAACUCAAGAGGAGACAUUGAAGCACAAGAAAGAUAA
Messenger RNA from Syzygium oleosum, 1670 nucleotides. RefSeq names its product MLO-like protein 15. Gene Ontology annotation, biological process: defense response. The coding region runs from base 18 to 1670 and encodes 550 amino acids. The record is from RefSeq and is a predicted model, not a curated record. NCBI's taxonomy places the organism in Eukaryota, Viridiplantae, Streptophyta, Magnoliopsida, Myrtales, Myrtaceae. Gene Ontology annotation, cellular component: membrane. The transcript has 14 exons.